Messenger RNA from Achroia grisella, 5097 nucleotides. Its product is annotated as potassium voltage-gated channel subfamily H member 8-like. NCBI's taxonomy places the organism in Eukaryota, Metazoa, Arthropoda, Insecta, Lepidoptera, Pyralidae. Gene Ontology annotation, biological process: potassium ion transmembrane transport; regulation of membrane potential. Gene Ontology annotation, molecular function: voltage-gated potassium channel activity. The transcript is spliced from 17 exons. Gene Ontology annotation, cellular component: membrane. Bases 356 to 3529 code for a protein of 1057 amino acids. The record is from RefSeq and is a predicted model, not a curated record.
GCUUCGCCGCGCGACACCCGACACCCGACACUCGCGGUAAACAACGAGUUUUCCGCUCGAAAGCACGUGUCUAAUGACUGUUACUUGUUAAAUCUAAUCAUUUAAAUUAACAUAAUAAUUAUUAAAGUGCUGUGAUCUAUUAAGAAAAUCAAUUUCGUAAAAACUUGAAUCUGUUAAGUGAAUAGUUGUUGUAGUUCAAGUUUAAUCAAGAGUGUAGUGCAGUGGUGGUGGAUUGAAGUAUUGUUCGGGGUGAACCGAUGGUUGGCGGUGCCCGGAGCUGCUAAAUCGAUCCCGCCUCACCGGCGCGCCUCUCGUUCGUUGAGGGUGGCGUGCGCCGGGUGCGCGGUGCGGGGGGAUGCCCGCGCGCAAGGGGCUGCUCGCGCCCCAGAAUACCUUCCUCGAUACCAUCGCAACACGAUUCGAUGGCACACAUAGCAACUUCGUUCUGGGCAAUGCUCAAGUGCCUGCGUACCCAAUCGUGUAUUGUUCGGAUGGCUUCUGUGAGCUAACUGGGUGGGCCCGAGCACACAUUAUGCAAAAAGGCUGCGCGUGCAAGUUUCUACAUGGACCAGACACUAGAGAGGAGCAUCGCCAUGAAAUCGAUAUCGCUCUCGAAUCCAAACACGAACUCAAACUCGAACUUAUAUUUUACAAAAAAAUUGGUACUCCCUUUUGGUGUCUUCUCGACAUCGUCCCCAUUAAGAAUGAGAAACGAGAAGUGGUUUUGUUUCUCGCUUCAUUCAAAGACAUCACCAACACCAAGAUGGCCGCCAUGAACUCUAAUGAGGAUUUUGAUAGCGGAGCCGCGGUGCGGCCUUCGGCUGGCGUGGUCACUCUAGCGUUAUCCCCAUUUGUACCCGCAGCGGCACUCUUGGGCGCCCGGUUCCGCGCUGAAUCUAGUUGCCUACUUCCAGACCCGAAUGGCAAUCUUGACCCUGAAGCGCCCUCGCCCGCCAACAUGGGCAGAAGGCGUUCGAGGGCAGUACUUUACCAGCUUUCAGGACAUUACAAGCCAGAUAAAAUGAAGACAAAACUUAAACUCAACAAUGUUAGUAAGAAUCUAUUACACUCUUCGGACCCACCGUUACCUGAAUACAAAACGUCGGCCAUAAAGAGGUCACGAUUAAUAAUAUCACAUUAUGGAGUUUUCAAAACAUUUUGGGACUGGCUCAUUCUCAUAGCCACAUUUUACGUGGCGGUCGUUGUUCCUUAUAACGCCAGUUUUGUAGACGAAGGUCACCCCAGAAUUAGUGUAACAAUGGAUGUCCUGGUUGAAGCUUUAUUCAUUACUGAUAUAUUACUUAAUUUUCGUACAACAUUUGUAAGUAAGAAGGGCGAAGUGGUAUCAGAUUCGAAGGCGAUAGCUCUUAAUUACAUCCGAUCCUGGUUCGUGGUGGAUCUCCUGGCCGCGCUCCCAUUUGACCUACUUUACGCGUCGGACGUGUACAGCGGGGCGGAAUCAACACACGGCAACGUUCAUUUAGUGAAAUUGACGAGGUUAUUGCGACUUGCACGAUUGUUACAAAAAAUGGAUCGUUAUUCGCAAUAUUCUGCGUUAAUAUUGACACUGUUGAUGCUUUCAUUUACACUGGUAGCGCACUGGUUAGCCUGCAUCUGGUUCAUAAUAGCUGAGAAAGAAAUUGAACAUCACAAGCACGAAAUUUGGGAUUUAGGGUGGAUCAACAACUUGGCGGAACGUCUGAAAAUGCCAAUUCCCAAUAUAUCCCAUAGUGAGACGUACGUCACUGCGCUCUAUUUCACAUGUUCUUCGCUGACGAGCGUGGGCUUUGGUAACGUUUCCGCCAACACAUUACCAGAGAAGGUCUUUAGCAUAAUAACUAUGCUAAUUGGAGCACUGAUGCACGCCGUCGUAUUCGGUAAUGUAACAGCCAUUAUUCAGAGGAUGUACUCGCGCCGUUCCAUGUACCAAACAAAGUGGCGUGAUCUGAAAGACUUUCUGUCCCUAAACCAAGUGCCAAAGGAACUAAAACAGCGGAUGCAAGAUUACUUUCAAACCAUGUGGUCUCUUAAUCACGGAAUAGACAUCCAUGAAACAUUGAAGGAGUUUCCCGAGGAGCUUAGAGGCGACGUAUCUUUACAUCUUCAUCGGGAGAUAUUAUCACUUCCGAUAUUCGAGUCUGCGUCCCAGGGAUGUCUGAAGUUGCUGUCAUUGCAUAUCCGAAACAACUUUUGCGCCCCAGGAGAAUAUCUCGUUCAUAAGGGAGAUGCCCUUACAUAUAUUUACUACAUAUGCAACGGUUCUAUGGAAGUGAUGCAGAAUGACAUGGUGGUCGCAAUUCUAGGGAAAGGAGAUUUGGUGGGAUGUGAUAUGAAUACACAUUUGCAACCCUACAAUGGGACGGGGCAGCCCCAACCUAAUAAUCCUGAUGUGGUCGUUAAAUCGAGCAGCGAUGUGAAGGCUUUAACCUAUUGUGACUUGAAAUGUAUUCAUAUGGGUGGUUUGGGUGAAGUACUGCGUUUGUACCCUGAAUAUCAACAAGAGUUCAUUCACGAUAUACAACACGACCUCACUUACAACCUAAGAGAAGGUUAUGAAGCAGAACAGGAGUCUGACGGUAACGGUCAUCCUUCACUUACUCUGCCGUCAAUAUCAGAAGACGACGAGAACGCUGCCGAGGAUCAUGCUCUAUCACCAAAGAAACCAACAUCAACUGCAAACAGCCCUCGCCAUCCUAAAUUCAGAUCGGACGGCCAACAGCGCCUUUCUCAUCGGGAGUUACGGGAAAGAAUAGAGAGGCAGCGCUCAGUUGCUACGCCGAAGAUAACGAGGGCUGAUUCAUUGGAAGGCCUAAACCUAGAAGUGCACAACACGAGGUCAUCAGUGGAAAGAUUGGACACACAAGUCUCCAGUCUACACCAUGACGUCGCCGCACUCAGCAUGGAGGUUCGAAAUGCGAUCCAAGCUCUACAAGAAAUGACAGGGCCGGCAGGCUGGCACGCAGCACACUCCAACCCAAACUUACAAUGGAACGCGCCACCCAACCAACUCGCGCGCAGCUGUAGCCAUCCACCAGACGUCUUCUGUUGGGAUCAGCAAGAGAGACCGCUUACGCCUGAGAGACCGAAAACAAAUAGAAGUACACAAACGGAACCAUUUCUUCACUGUGUCACUCAGUAUAUCAUAGAACAUCCUGCUACAGUCAUGCUAUUACUGGGUUUAGACCCAAUGGCCAACCUUACGCCUGUCAUGACACAGACUCUAGAUUAUUAUGACCCCCGACCUCGUAGGCCAAGCGUACUCGAACAAAUAGCAGAAUCAGAAAAUGGGAGUCAAACUCCGUCCAGUUCAGCCAGCGAGAAAUUUGAAGCGACUAGAAGCCUUAGUGGGAGUGCCAAAGAUCUCGAUACGCAACCAGAGUUAAAAAGGUUAUUAGAACCAGAGAGGUCGUCAAAUUUAAAGAGAAGUAGACACUCUACGAGUGACCUACAAGACGCCUCAGAACGCCUCAUGGCGAUUAAAAUCUCUCAUCCUAGCACAAGGAGUCUAAAAUUUAAUAUUAACAGUUAAAUGAAUAUUCCAUUUUCAUAGUUAUUCUAUGUAAUAACAUUCUGCUCAUUAGUUGUUAAUAAUGAAAUAAACUAUUAGUUUUAAUAUACUUUUAAAAAAUUGUAUAAUUUAUUAUUAUCUACUUCUCAUUGUGAUUCGCUUGUUGUUUGCCUGAUUAGCUUACUUAAAAUUUUUAUACUUGUUACUUUUUUCUAUCAACGAAUAUAUCUAAUAUUGAAACCAAUUUUUAUCUUCGUAUUUAGUACAAGAUGUACAUAUCAAGUUUAAUAAAGGUUUUAUUGUUAGCUUAGUGGUAUUUAGAUAUUCUAGUCACUGGUUAAAGAUACAUUAAUGUUGAGAGUGAUUAGUAUUAAGUAUACAAUCCCCGAAACAGCACGCUGAAAUAUAGUCUAAUACAAAGGGGGACCCUGUAAACACAUCAGUUUUUUAUGUUACAUGGGUACCAGGUACCUAUGUAAAUAUAUAAAUAGCAAAUAUAGGAUAUAAACAUAAAUAACAAAAUAUUUUUUGUGAUGAAUGUAUAGAUUAAUAUUAUUAAGCCAUCGGUAGUAUCUUCUAUCGGUUUAUAAGUAGGACAAUACUAUAUACGAUUUAGGUAUGCCUAAAUAUAUGUAUAUAUAUGUUAACAUGUAUUUAUGUAUAACUCAAAAUGUCGUUUUAACUAAGCCAUAACAUUAUGGUAUGUAAACCAUUAUACUUCAAUGUGUCAAAUUUGAAUGUCUUCCUUUCUCUAUACAUACCUAAGUCAUAAAAUCGUCGAAUAUGAGAUCGGACUCUGGCCUCAUGUAAAUCCCUAUUAUAAGUAGGUACAAUAUAUAAUAUUAAUUACUUUAUCCAUACAACUAUUUUAUGCAAUGAUUAUUUAACAGUUUUAUUGCUUACUAUUUUCUUUUAUAUACAGUAAUAUAUUUCAUUAUUAUCUAAACAUUUAAUUUCUCAAUGGAAUUCAACAAAAAUCAAUACCUAGUGGGUAAACCCUAUCCAUGAAAAAACAGAGUUCGAUAGUAAUAAUAAUAUUAUUACUAACGAUACCAUACGAUACGAUCGAACGAUGAAUCGGCGAACCUAUCAAAAUACUAAGCGUAUAAAAAAUAUUGAAAAGCAAAGGAUAGCUACUUUUUUUAUCUGUGAAAAAAAUAAGACCGAGCAAGAUUUUGAAUUUUUGAAAUGGUGACAUAUCUUAUUCUUUUUAUUAAAUUAUUGUACCCAAUCAAUAAUUUCUAUUAAAUAUAUAAGUAACUUCGUUUAAAAAGUACGUAAAAGUAUCUAAGUAUGUUAUAAAACAUGUACCUGAGUCGUACUUUCUACUUGCCUUAAUACUACUAUUGCAGUCUAUCAAUUGUUAAAUACUAUAAUAUUUGUUGAAUUUAAUAAAAAUACGUAAUGAAAGUAAACAUUCUGCCCUUUCCUUUUAAAAUUUACGUCCUCCCGAUAUGAUUGUGAGAUAUCUUCCUCCAUGAUUCAUUAACGUAUUACAUAUACAUUAUUAUAUUUAGAUUGAGUGUUUAGAUUAUUCUAGAAUGGAUGAUGAAUAUGUUGAUAAUGUGCAAUUAUAGCUUUAAUGAUUA